Vanrija pseudolonga is the source of this 494-nucleotide messenger RNA. It is a transcript of the gene Ndufa4, whose product is annotated as Cytochrome c oxidase subunit NDUFA4. Bases 1 to 345 code for a protein of 114 amino acids. The record is from RefSeq and is a predicted model, not a curated record. Lineage: Eukaryota; Fungi; Basidiomycota; Tremellomycetes; Trichosporonales; Trichosporonaceae. The transcript has 4 exons.
AUGGCGCAGGCCUGGCGUGCAGUUUUCUCUGCCGCCACGACAACGGCCAGUAGUCACCAGGUUACAACCCCCUACGCCGCCGCCGAGCCGCUCCGACACCCGGGCCACACUCGUUGGGUCCCCGUCGAGACCCUCCCCAUCUUCGCCGUCGUCGGCGGUGCCGUCAUCGGUGCUGGCUACUACCUCGCCCGCCUCUCGCAGGGCUCCGAGGUCGUCUGGGACCGCCACGGUGACUGGAAGCCUUGGGACAAGAUCAAGCAGGACCAGAACACCAAGUUCAUCACUGUUCACCCCGAGUUCUGGCAGAAGCGCAAGGAGGAGGUCAAGACCAACGCUUCGCAGUAAGCAGCUCCUCCCCGCCUCCCGGCCAUCAACGCGACACACAUCCGCCAUCAUGUAUACGAGACGAACCCCCCCCGCGCGAUUCUCUCUAUCCCGUGUUGUCCUCUAGUCAUCUACACUGCGUCUACUCGAGAUGCACACCUUCCUUGCUA